Messenger RNA from Sciurus carolinensis (gray squirrel), 2084 nucleotides. RefSeq names its product syntaxin 19 (gene Stx19). The record is from RefSeq and is a predicted model, not a curated record. The transcript has 2 exons. Bases 250 to 1134 code for a protein of 294 amino acids. Gene Ontology annotation, cellular component: synaptic vesicle; plasma membrane; presynaptic active zone membrane. Gene Ontology annotation, biological process: intracellular protein transport; exocytosis; synaptic vesicle fusion to presynaptic active zone membrane. Gene Ontology annotation, molecular function: SNAP receptor activity; SNARE binding. Lineage: Eukaryota; Metazoa; Chordata; Mammalia; Rodentia; Sciuridae.
UUCUUCUCAUUUCAUAUUAACAGCAAAAGUAAAACUUUAUCUCCAACUUAUUUGACUUCAUUAUUUGGCUUUCAAUUAACUCUAUGAGAACCAUACAGAAAUUAGGCUGUGACUUAUAAGACAGAGAUUUAAGUAAUUUGAUCCAACAUUACAUCAUGUGAUACUCAGAUUUUCUUUCAAAGGCAGGACUCCAACACCGCAGGUGGAAAAAAGAACAAAAGGAACAAGACAGAAAGCAGGAAAGGGAAGAUGAAAGAUCGACUUCAAGAACUAAAGCAAAGAACAAAGGAAAUUGAACUCUGUAGAGACAGUCAUAUGUUGACUACGGAAACAGAGGAAAAGGGGGUGUUUUUGCAGCAAGCUGUUAUAUAUGAGCGAGAGCCUGUAGCUGAGAGACACCUGCAUGAGAUCCAAAAACUACAGGAGAAUAUUAACAAUCUGGCAGAUGAUGUGCAAAGAUUUGGACAGCAACAGAAAAGUCUGAUGGCUUCAAUGAGAAGGUUUAGUCUCCUUAAGAGAGAGUCUAGCAUUACAAAGGAGAUAAAAAUCCAAGCAGAACACAUUAACAGAGGUUUGGGUGAUUUAGUUAAAGAAGUUAAAAAGUCAGAGGCUGAAAAUGGUCCAUCAUCAGUCAUCACAAGGAUACUUAAAUCUCAGUAUGCUGCAAUGUUCCUCCAUUUUCAACAAACCAUGUUUACAUACAAUGACACAAUAGCAGCAAAGCAAGAGAAGUGCAAGGCAUUUAUUUUCCGUCAGCUUGAAGUUGCUGGUAAAGAGGUACCUGAAGAAGAAGUAAAUGAUAUGCUUCAGCAAGGAAAAUGGGAAGUUUUUAAUGAAAGCUUACUUACAGAAAUCAAUAUCACUAAAGCACAACUCUCAGAGAUUGAACAGAGACACAAGGAACUUGUUAAUUUGGAAAACCAAGUAAAGGAUUUAAGGGAUCUUUUCAUUCAGAUAUCUCUUUUGGUAGAGGAACAAGGAGAGAGUAUCAAUAAUAUUGAAAUGAUAGUGAAUAGUACAAAAGAGUAUGUUAACAAUACUAAAGAGAAAUUUGGACUAGCUGUAAAAUACAAAAGAAGAAAUCCAUGCAGGAUACUAUGCUGUUGGUGCUGUCCAUGCCGUGGUUCAAGAUAAAUAAAACUAUUUUUAAAACUUUUCCAUAUUUAGGGUGAAUGAUGUAUUUCAGUAUCUUGUAUUGUUUUUCAUCUUUUCAUGGAUCCAUUCACACACUCUUUAUCACUGUUAAGUCAUAAUUUUCCCCUUUAACUCUUACCCACAGAAUUAUAGAAACUUCUAAAGUCAGUGACGUAAGUCUUUAUUAAUUAAUCUGAAAACAGUAUGGUUACCUUCAACACACAGGUUAACGAUAAAAACUGGAUGAACAAAUUAAAGUUUCUGAUCAAUUAUUAAAUUCUAUUAUGCAUUUUUCCCAAUUUCCAACGCUUUAACAAGAUGAAUGUUCAAUUAAGUGAUGACUAUGUAAGCAAUACAUUUGGCUAUUUGAGAGUAUUUUGAUAAUUAAGAAUUGUAUGAAACAUGACAUCGGAGGAUGCUACAAUAAAUAAAGUAGACUUCAUAUCAAAUUUGAUGGUAGAAAAAAAUGAGAGAAUUCUUGUGUGACAUCUAUUUCCUUAAAGAACUAUCAGGCAAAAUUAUCCAAUGAAAGCUCAGUAGGUUUAAGGAAGAAGAGAAAGAAAGGAUAAGGAGUAAAAUAGUCAUUUUGGAGAGGAGGAUUAACAAUCAUUUUAUAAAAGGUAGUAGAAUAAACAAGCAGUAGUUAGAGCUCAACUAAAUGUGUGGUCACAACUUUGAUGUGCAGUCAUAUUUUUAACCUACUGAUGUUUAGCUGCUUGGGUGCCAGAUAAGAAUGUGAAGAUAAUGGGUCUAUUUAAGGCGGCAGCUUUUCCAGAUGUGUAUAAUGGAGGAAAAGUGUGUUAGGAGAGCUUAAGGUACUUUAAAAGACAGAAUUUAUACAUGUAUCAUGAAUACCAUAAAAUAAUUUUUAAAUUUAUAAAGAAAUUGAAGCACUUUCUACUAUGUCAAAUAUCAAGCAUCAUUAUAGAAAAAGACAUUUCAUAUCUCAG